Molecule: messenger RNA, 1412 nt
Organism: Hydra vulgaris (swiftwater hydra)
Lineage: Eukaryota; Metazoa; Cnidaria; Hydrozoa; Anthoathecata; Hydridae
Source: RefSeq, a predicted model, not a curated record
GAAAUAUCAAAUUUUUUCAAAGUUUCAAGCAUGCUAGUUUAACUAAAAUGUAAUAUAAAUGUAAAAUGUGAAAAUAUUCUGUUUAUUAAAUAUAUUAAUUUUUAAUUAUAAUGUUAUAUAAUGAUGUUGACGUCACUUUUAACAUCAAUACUUUACUUGCAAUUUAUGAAGACAAAAAGCGAGGAUACAAGCUCAGCUGUUGAUUGUCCUGGCAGCACUGAAAACUCCAGUGAAUUUAAUAGCAAUAUAGAAAUAAAAAAUAUAAGAGUGUGCUGUAGUUACAGCAACCAUGAAUAUCAUCUUGUUUUACAAUGGUCCAAUCCCUCUUUUAACAAUAAAACAGUGAAAAAUUUAGUUGUUGGCUUUUACAGUCCAAGUGAAAGUGGAUGUUUCAAACUACACAAAAAUACCACUGAGUUUGAGUUUACAAGAAAAAUAGGAUAUAAUAGUGAAAACAAUUUUCAAUUUACUAUUUUUACCGAGCCAAUUGCACAUGGAACUGAAUUACCAGUUUAUUCACUUCUGAUUGAAAACAAACUUUGUGGACCAAGUAACAUUGGAGAUUGCAAUGAUGUUAAAUCAACAAAGAUUUUUACAACAAUAGUCUCACCACGAACGUUUCUAUUUAGUAAUGAAAUUCAAAUUACAAUAUUAAUUUUUUUAAGUCUAAUAACAUUUGGAGCAAUUAUUCGGGUUGUUUUGAAAAUCAGACGUCAAUAUGCUUGGAAGAACCCAAUUCCUUAUAAUGAGGUAAAAGAAAGGUUGGUUUACAUUUCUCACUGCUCAUUAGCCAAAAAAGACAAAAAAAAAGUAAUGGGUUUGGCUGCGCAACUUAAUUCAAUUUCAAAUGUUAACAUUUGUAUUGAUUUAUGCAAUCAAAAUGAAAUUCUUAAUCAUGGAUUAGCAAAAUGGAUUCUAGAUAAUCUAGAAAAAGCUGACAAAAUUAUAAUGGUUUUAACUCCUUUAUAUUUGGAGGCUAUAACAUUACGUGCAACAACUGAAAAUGAAUUUCUCAAGGUCAACGCAGAGACUGAUCUAAUUAGAAAGUUGUUGUAUAAAAAUUGUCAGCGUUCAUCUCAAUUUGCUGUUAUACUUGACAGAGUUAGAGCUGAAGAGACUCCUACUGAAUUUGCUGGUCGCUCACAGCUUAGUUUUCCAAAUGCCUAUAACAGAAACGAUAAAAGCUGGACUGCUCUAGUAGGUUUUGUGAUUGAGCAAAAUCCUUUUAACUUACCGAAGAGCUCGACAGUUUAAACAUUCAUUUUAUGUCAGCCCUGGGUUUUUCAAAAGGAAAUUUGAUUUUUUCUAAAGUUUAUAAAGUUUUUUUUUUUUUUAAUGUAUAUAUAUUAAAAAUUUAAACUUAAAAAAUAAAAACAAAAGACGAUUUUGAUGACGAUAUGUGUAUUAUAUAU